ACGGAUGGAGGGUUGAUGGACGGAUUGACGGACGGAGGGAGGGAUGGAUGGACGGAUGGACGGAGGGAUGGAUGGACGGAUAGACGGAUGGAUGGAUGGAUGGACGGAGGGAUGGAUGGAUGGACGGAGGGAUGGACGGACGGAUGGAUGGACGGACGGACGGACAGACGGACGGACGGACAGAUGGAUGGACGGAUGGAUGGAUGGACGGAUGGAUGGAUGGAUGGACGGAUGGACGGAUGGACGGACGGACGGAUGGAGGGGUGGAUUGACGGAGGGAUGGAUGGAUGGAUGGAUGGACGGAUGGACAGGUGGACGGGUGGACGGAGGAACGGACGGACGGACGAACGGACGGACGGACGGAGGGACGGAGGGACGAAGGGACGGAGGGAGGGACAGAGGGAGGGACGGACGGAGGGACAAACGGAGAGACGGACGGAGGGACGAACGUUAUGGAUGGAGGGACGGACAUAUGGAUGGAUGGAUGGAUGGAUGGAUGGAUGGAUGGAUGGACGGACGGACGGAGGGAUGGAUGGACGGAUGGACGGAGGGACGGAUGGAUGGACGGACGGAGGGAUGGAUGGACAGAUGGACGGAGGGAUGGAUGGAUGGACGGAUGGAGGGAUGGAUGGACGAAGGGAUUGAUGGAUGGAUGGACGGAGGGAUGGAUGGACGGAGGGACGGACGAACGGACGGACGGACGGACGGACGGAUGGACGGACGGAUGGAUGGAUGGAUGGAUGGAUGGAUGGACGGACGAAAGAAGGGAUGGCUGGACGGAGGGAUGGAUGGAUGCAUGGAUGGAUGGACGGAUGGACGAAUGGACGGGUGGACGGGUGGACGGAUGGACGGGUGGACGGACGGAUGGACGGACGGAGGGACGGAGGGAGGAAGGGAGGGAGGGAGGGAGGGACGGAGGGACGGACGGACAAAGGGAGCGACGGAGGGACGGAGGGACGGAGGGACGGAUGGACGGAGGGACGGACAGACGGACAAACAGAGGGAUGGACGGAUGGACGGGUGGACGGACGGACGGACGGACGGACGGAGGGAGGGACAGAUGGAUGGAUGGAUGGAUGGAUGGAUGGAUGGACGGAUGGAUGGAUGGACGGACGGACGGAUGGAUGGGUGGAUAGACGGAUGGAUGGAUGGACGGAUGGAUGGAUGGGUGGAUGGAUCCAUGGAUGGAUGGAUGGAUAGAUGGAUGGAUGGAUCCAUGGAUGGAUGGAUGGAUGGAUCCAUGGAUGGAUCCAUGGAUGAAUGGAUGCACGGAUGGACAGAUGGAUGGAUGGAUGGAUGGAUGGAUGGAUGGAUCCAUCCAUUACACGUCAGAACAGCACAAAGGCUUGCCUUUCCGCCACUUUAUUUUCAUAAUGGAGGGGUGCGUGAAUUCUUGAGCGUACUACGGGAGCAUGCCCUUCUUGUGAGGUCAGCUGAGGAUGCAAAUGUUUAUCUGGUGAACGACAUUCAAGACCCUCUUCAGAGGAGCCUUUCAUCACUGGAUCUGUCAGAGGCAAUUCCACGUACAUCUCUGUCAUCUCCCAAGAAUCCUGUGGUUGGGUCCCAUCUCCUUUCCUCAUUUUCGGGUAAUCUUCCUGAAGUGGAUAGGGUUGAUGGAGAGAAUAGGGGUGCUAUUUCGGUGGAUGAAAACUCCUAUGGUGGUGGGGUUGGUGGUGGAGAGGAAGCAAGUGCAGAACAAAGUGCUGGACUGGAAGAGAGUCUGUCAUUCAUGCACCACAGCAACAACAAUGCCGGGUCACAUGCACAGGUGGCACUGCGUGAUGCAUCAAUACAAAUACUGGAGAAGUUCUCUAAAGUGACAAAAUUUGCUCGUGAAACGACUGCGCAGCUGUUUGGAGGACCUGGAGGGGGAUCCCUAGCUGGGGGAGGGCCUGGAGUCGACAGUCUUGUCCCCGUUCAUCCAGCAAAUCGCAGCAGUGUGGCAUGGAGCACCGGGCUCACCUCUCAGUCCAUGAUGGUCCUUCCAAGUGAGCGAUUGGAUGGAGAGAGGGCUGGGUCAACCUUUCAUGGACGAUCACCUCGUGUACGAAGACCAAGCUUUGACUCGGCUGCUGAUGCUGCAUCCCAGGGGAUCAAUGAAGAAGCGUCAACGAGUGUUGGCUCAUUUGAGUUGGUGGAUGGAUCACAGGAGGAGUCACCUGCUCUUGUUUGGGCGAAACCAAGGCCACCACCUCUUGGUCAGGAAGAGUGGACGUCAUUCAUGGAUGCUGAUGGUAGAAUAUCUGACCCGAAGGCCCUCAGAAAGCGUGUCUUUUAUGGAGGUGUGGAGCCAAGUAUCAGGAAGGAGGUGUGGAAAUUUCUUCUGGGUCAUUUUCCGUGGAACUCAACAUAUGUCGAGCGGGAGGAGUUGCAAGAAGCUAAGCGGGAAGAAUAUCAGGUGCUCAAGGCCCAGUGGCAGACGGUUUCUGACGCACAAGCGAAACGGUUUGCAAAGUUUCGGGAGAGGCGGAGUCGUGUGGAGAAAGAUGUGGUUAGAACAGAUCGAUGUAUACCAUUUUAUGAAGGUGAAAACAACCACAACGUGGCUCUUCUCCGAAACAUCCUGAUCACAUACUCGUUCUACAAUUUUGACCUUGGGUACUGUCAGGGCAUGAGUGAUUUGUUAUCACCCAUAUUGUACAUUAUGGGGGAUGAAGCUGAUGCGUUUUGGUGCUUCACAUCACUAAUGGAGAAUAUGGCCUCGAACUUCCACCGCGACCAAAAUGGAAUGCACUCCCAGCUCCUUUCCCUGUCUAAGUUGGUGCUGUUGCUGGAUCAGCCAUUACAUGAUUAUUUCCGGCAAGUGGACUGUCUGAACUACUUUUUCUGCUUCCGGUGGAUUCUCAUUCACUUCAAGAGGGAGUUUGAGUAUGACGAUGUUUUGCGUCUGUGGGAAGUCUUGUGGAGCCGCCACAUCUCCGAUCACUUUCACCUUUAUGUUUGUGUAGCAAUUCUGAAGCGUCAUCGGCGUAAGAUCAUGGAUGAGCAGAUGGAAUUUGACACUCUAUUAAAGUUCAUCAACGAGUUGAGUGGGCGAAUUGACCUGGAGUCGACGCUGAGAGAUGCGGAAGCAUUAUGUCGGGUUGCUGGGGACGCAGGGGUAGCCGCCAUGCCGCCCAAUCCUCAGCUCCUUGUCGACGACUUAUCAAGCUCCGAUCUGCCAUUUUCGCUCAGCCGAAACUGGUGGGUGUCCUUAUCUAUGGAUGAUUCGUCAGAAUUUGUUUCCAUACACAUACUCGCAACACACUUCCUGGUGAGCAGACGGAUGUAGGGAAUCAUACAAGUCGCUGUAAAGAUAGGUAAUCAGAAAUACGAGAUAAACUAUUAAACAUCCGAUAAAGCAAAUAUUUCCAU
Molecule: messenger RNA, 3354 nt
Organism: Chara braunii
Lineage: Eukaryota; Viridiplantae; Streptophyta; Charophyceae; Charales; Characeae
Source: the annotation of a GenBank genome assembly